UGAGCUCUACUCCAUUGUCCUCUUGUGCUUGUAACCAAAGAUGGCGGCGGAACCCAUUCGCUUCGACGGACGCGUUGUUCUUGUCACCGGGGCUGGAAAUGGCCUCGGACGACAAUAUGCAUUGGCCUUUGCUGAGAGAGGGGCUUCAGUUGUUGUAAAUGACCUCGGGGGAGAUACCAAGGGCGAAGGGAAAAGUGGACGGGCAGCAGACAAAGUCGUCCAAGAAAUCAGAGCCAAAGGGGGCAAGGCUGUAGCUGACUACAACUCCGUUGAACAAGGAGAUCAAGUUGUAGAGACGGCUAUUAAAGCUUUUGGUAGGAUCGAUGUCGUCGUAAAUAAUGCUGGGAUUUUACGUGAUAAGUCAAUUUUGCGCAUGAGUGAGCUCGAUUGGGAUUUAGUCCAGAGGGUUCACUUAAAAGGGUCUUUUCUAGUCACACGCGCAGCAUGGCCUCAUAUGAAGAAGCAGAAAUUCGGACGGAUCAUUAUGACCACCUCGACGUCCGGUAUCUAUGGCAAUUUUGGUCAAGCAAACUACUCUGCUGCUAAGCUUGGCCUAGUAGGCUUGAGCAAUACACUGGCACAAGAAGGAGCAAAAUACAACAUCAAGUGUAAUGCCAUUGCCCCUGUUGCUGGUUCCAGACUCACAAAGACAGUCAUGUCGGAUGAAAUGAUAGAAGCUUUGAAACCAGAAUACAUUGCGCCACUUGUUUUGUACCUUUGCCAUGAAAGCUGUGAAGAGAAUGCAGGACUCUUUGAGACUGCUGUUGGCUGGUUUUCGCAAACACGGUGGCAGCGCACUAAGGGAAAGUUGCUACGUAAGGAAGUUGAGUUUGUUACCCCUGAGAUGGUGCGUGACAACUGGGAGGGGAUUACAGACUGGACAGAUGCAGAGAAUCCCACCGAGGCUAGCAAUGUGCUCCAGUUUGUAGAGGAUGUGAAGGAAGCCAGGCAGGAACAGGAAAAUGCUAGGAAUGCAUCCCCUGGAAAAAGCAUGACCCAGAAAAUGCCUGAUGCCAAGAAAUCAUACACUCAUAAUGAUGUAAUCCUGUAUGCUCUUGGUGUUGGCGUGUCAUUCCAGGAAGACUAUUCACACUUGAAGUUCUUGUAUGAGAAUCAUGAGGACUUUGCUGCAUUACCAACAUUUGGUAUCAUACUUGGACAGGGCAGUAUGAUGGGCAUAGCAGGAGGAGAAAUGGCAGGAAUCAAAUUUGACCCAGCUAAGCUUCUCCAUGGAGAACAAUACCUUGAAGUCUAUAAGCCACUCCCUACUUCAGGAAGUAUCACAAACAGGGCAGAGGUAGUUGAUGUCCUGGAUAAGGGCAAGGGGGCACUUGUUCUGCUUAACGUCACCACUUUAGAUGAACAGGAAGAGCCAAUUUGCUUCAAUCAGUUCUCUAUUUAUCUUGGAGGAGCAGGGGGAUUUGGAGGCAAGCGUAGCUCAGAUAAGGUCAAGCCUGUUGUUUCACCUCCAUCACGUACUCCAGACGCAAGUGUAAAAGAGAAAACAGGAUUAACGCAGGCCGCCUUGUAUAGGCUGAGUGGAGAUUACAACCCCUUGCAUGUUGAUCCAGCUUUUGCACAAAUGGGAGGCUUAUCCAAACCGAUCUUGCAUGGGCUCUGCUCUCUUGGGUACUCAGCCCGUCAUGUACUCAAACAGUAUGCCAACAACGAUGUCAGCAAAUUUAAGGCACUCAAGGUGCGCUUCUCCAAGCCUGUGGUCCCUGGACAGACAAUCCAGACAGACAUGUGGAAGGAAGGGAGCCGUGUGCAUUUCCAGAGCAAAGUAGUUGAGAAUGGAACUGUAGUGAUAUCUGGUGCCUAUGUGGACUUCACUGAGCUCACACCUAACAUCCCUAGUGUGACAGAUGUCCUUUUGCAGCCCUCAAGUUCAGGCCUUAAGAGUGAAGCUCUCUUUGCCGAGCUCAAGAAGAGGGUAUCAGAUCACCCAGACCUUGUCAAGAAAGUCAAAGGUAUAUUCCUCUGGCAUGUGAAAAAGGGUGGCAAGGUUGUCUCUUCCUGGACAGUUGACCUAAAAACACCAGGAGGGGCAGUGUUCACCGGCCCUCCCAAAGGGGGUAAACCUGACACGACGAUCACAUGUGAGGACGAAGACCUGAUCAGCAUGGCAACUGGCAAGGCUAACCCACAGCAGUUGUUUAUGAAGGGGAAGUUGAAGGUUGCAGGCAACAUCAUGUUGACCAUGAAGCUGAACCAGCUUUUCAAGGACUAUGCAAAAAUCUGAAGCAUUUAACCCUUAAUCAAGUGUAGUACAUCAGUGAACUUGAGUUCAAUUAUUGACUUCUGUGUUUUCCUCCCAGUCGUGUGUUGUUUGUUAUGAUAUACUGUAAACGUUCAUACUGAUCUUUCAGUCAGCGCUAGGUUCAUUGUGCAUGGUUCCUAUAGUUUUAAGUAAUCUACUAAAUGUGAUAAUAUAGUAAAUUUCAAAAUAUAUCAGAAUACCUGUAACUCAGACCCAAAGGGCAUCGAAAUCAAACCGAAAAACAGAAAUAAAGAUUGAUUGAUUCCA
Messenger RNA from Nematostella vectensis (starlet sea anemone), 2527 nucleotides. RefSeq names its product peroxisomal multifunctional enzyme type 2. Gene Ontology annotation, molecular function: oxidoreductase activity. The coding region runs from base 41 to 2242 and encodes 733 amino acids. The record is from RefSeq and is a predicted model, not a curated record. NCBI's taxonomy places the organism in Eukaryota, Metazoa, Cnidaria, Anthozoa, Actiniaria, Edwardsiidae. The transcript is spliced from 5 exons.